AUGGGCUCAGCAUCUUCGAAGCCUGCAGCGCGUAAGCUCGCACGAACACCACCUGCAUGGGUAGGCGCAAGGACGCCCAACCCCAAUGUCGGCGAACAGCUCCAUCCUCACGCGCGACCACUUCCUAGAGCUAGCGAGACCAAGGACGAAGGCAUUCAGCGCGACGCCCACGACCCACAGUUCCUGGCUAAUUUGAGCAAGCUGGGUCCUGUCAGGGUAGACCAUCAUAUGCAGACAAUACGGCCCGCGGCGGCGUCGGCGCAACGCAUACACGACACGCGGUUACGCUCGGAGGAGGAAGCCCGCUCGCCGCGAUCGACACGGAAUCGUCUUGUGGCCGAAUCUCUGCUCGAGCUCCUCGAGGAGCGCAAAUACGUCGCGACACAAAAGGACCUCGAAGCAUUGGCGAAGAAGUUCGACAUGGACCUGGACAAGCUGGAACGUCUGGCGCGCCAUGUGAACAGCGUCUCCGUGAACCAAGAGACGGUCAAGAGAUGGGUUGGUGAGGACGGCAGCGGUAUGGGCCAACCCAAGAAUAAAGACAGAGCAACCAAUGCUGGGUUCCAGCCGUUGACGUUUUGGUUCGACCCUGAUCACCUGCAGAACGAUGAUACCACUCCCCACUCACACAAAUUCCCUUCUGGCACUCGCAUAUCGACGUCCUGA
Molecule: messenger RNA, 666 nt
Organism: Dichomitus squalens LYAD-421 SS1
Lineage: Eukaryota; Fungi; Basidiomycota; Agaricomycetes; Polyporales; Polyporaceae
Exons: 4
Coding region: 1-666 (221 amino acids)
Source: RefSeq, a predicted model, not a curated record